This is a messenger RNA of Coturnix japonica (Japanese quail), 1732 nucleotides long. The record is from RefSeq and is a predicted model, not a curated record. Lineage: Eukaryota; Metazoa; Chordata; Aves; Galliformes; Phasianidae.
UUCAAUAUUUUGCCAUCAGCAGAGUCUGCGUCACCAGGUCCAUCUUUGGUAUAGGUCUGGUUGGUUUCGAGGCUGGGCUGCGUGGUGCCCAAGCAGAACUGCUUGGUGGAUACUGAAGAAGAAGGAACAUGAGAGCCCCGAUAAGCAACCCUUGCUGCCUACGAGAGUCACUAUGUUGAUGUUUGUGUGCAUUGUGUGUUUAUUUUGGUCGCCAGUGGGGGGUAUCCAUCUGCUUAAGCAACCAGGAAAUCUUUGGGUUACGUGGGCUAAUCAUACAGGGACUUCAGAGUUUUGUCUUGCAUUACAGUCAGCUACGUCACCCUUUCAAACAUGCCUUAUAGGGGUCCCAGAAUGGGAUGACUCUGCGUUUAAGGGUUACCUUGGGAAAAAGAGUGGCUGUUCGCGGUUCUGCAAUGGACUAGAAAGAACUUGGAGGUGGCUGGGAAAUGAUUCCGUAUACUAUCUCGGAAGGAAAAUGGCUUGUACUAUUUGUAGGUUAAACAUCACUCUUCCCGAGGAGCCCCAGCAGCUGGAUUUACUUGGCUCACAAAUGGUACAAAAUGAUACUUGGGACAAGAAUAGCUCACAAUGGUUGUCCCCUGGGUGCAUGAUCUUUGGCUCAAUGAAAAGGUUGUCUCUGACUAGGCAGCAACUUCUUGGUCCAGAGGGCCCCUACUGGGACCCGAAAACUAAUCAAACCAUCCCGUAUACCCUUGUGUAUCCCCGUGAUGAUGAGACCUUUGAUAUUGAUGGAGGAUAUUGUGGGUUUUACCCUAACGGAUCGGUGCCUUAUCGUUCUGGAGAUUGUCCUAUAAACGUCUCAAUAGGUGAGAUUGUUAAUAUUAGCAGGACGGAUGGGUCUGUCCGAAAGGUCGACUGUGAAGAUAUGGCAUUCAACACAGGUUGUUGUGUUUUCCCUAUCCCCAAAGGAUCAUUUUCGUUCAUGGGAGAACUUUGGAACAAUGAUACAGCAAAAGCCUUACCACCAGGGAUAUUUCUUAUUUGCGGUGAUCGUGCUUGGCAAGGGAUUCCUAAGAACCCAGUAGGAGGUCCUUGCUAUCUGGGGAAAUUGACCAUCUUAUCCCCAAGUAUCUUUGAGAUCUAUAAGGCAUUUAAUCAUUUGCGAGCCAAAAGGGAUAUGCAUGCUCUGGAGCCUGACUGCGGGGACGACGUAAGGUUAUGGGGACCCACUGCUAGAGUCUUUGCUUCUUUCCUUGCUCCCGGGGUGGCUGCUGCACACGCUUUAAAAGAAAUCAAGAGAUUGGCCUGUUGGACUGUUAAACAGGCAAAUGUUACCUCUCAGCUACUCUCAGAUUUGCUUAUAGAUGUAGAGAGCAUUAGACAUGCUGUGCUUCAAAAUAGAGCAGCUAUAGAUUUUUUGCUUUUAGCACAAGGACACGGAUGCCAAGAUGUUGAAGGAAUGUGUUGUUUCAAUUUGAGUGACUACAGUGAGUUGUUACAUAAGAAGCUGGCAUGGUUACAAGAUCAUACCAGGACGAUCGGUAUCGUGGACGAUCCGUUUGGAGAUUGCCUUGGAAGCCUGUUUGGGAACAUCAGACCUUGGUUCAAGCAGUUGUUAAAAGUAUUGGUAGUAGGGCUUAUUGUUCUUCUUGCACUGCUAAUCUGCGUACUAUGUAUUAUGCAAUGCCUGCAGGGAUGUAUGUGUCGUAUGGUGACGGGAAUUUUCGAUGAGAAGAUGGAACAGCAAAGGGUAUAGAAAGACUUUAAGAGG